Messenger RNA from Elaeis guineensis (African oil palm), 1295 nucleotides. RefSeq lists its product as uncharacterized. NCBI's taxonomy places the organism in Eukaryota, Viridiplantae, Streptophyta, Magnoliopsida, Arecales, Arecaceae. The record is from RefSeq and is a predicted model, not a curated record.
GUCCUUAAGAAAACCGAACGCUGGAGCUCCCCGUUAAUUCUCUUGCCCUUUGUUUGCCUCUCUUCGCCCACCGGCGGUGUUCGCAACCCUUGUCUGCUGCUCGUCUUCGAUCUCUCACAGUCUCACCUCUAGAACGCCAGAACAAAGGCCGGAUCUAGACACCUUCAGGCCGGCCGGUGCAUGGUAUUUCCGCCGGCGGAGGGGUAUCCCAUGGCGGCGGCGGCGGAUGCGCGUGAGAAGCCUCAGUCCUCCCACCUCCUCCACCACUUCUCCUUCCCGAACAUGAAGAGAUGGGGCAACCAGCGGAUGCUCCGCUGCGCCAACGUCAACCGCAAAGGCGAGAUCAUCGGCGGCGAUCGGAGGCCUCCACCGCCGGCUGCGGCCGGCGAACGGAGAGCUCUUCCUUCCGUAGCGCGGAUCCGAAGGCCGGAGGAGGAGGCGGAGGGUGGCGGCGGCGGCGACGACGACGACGGAGGGCUCGAGGAGCUCAGGGAGAAGCUCAUGGGCCAUCUCCGCGAGGCGGCGGACCGGAUGAAGAUCGGCGUGCCGCCGCCUUUCUUGGGAGGAGAGGCGGAGAAGGACGUGCCGGCGCCGGCGCCAGCUAGGGCGCCGGAGGCGGGGCCCUUGUCGCCUGCGGUGGAGGCGGCUAGGCCGUGGAAUCUGAGGACGAGGAGGGCGGCAUGCAAGGGCCCGAUCGGGACCGGAGGGCGGCCCCCGAGCUCUAAACAUGCUCCGGCGCCGGCGGUCUCGGAGAGAGGUGGUCGGGAGAGAACGGUCCGGCUUAGAUCGGAGAGCACGGAGAAGAGGGAGCGGCCCAAGUUCUCGGUCGCGCUCACGCGGGAGGAGAUCGAGGAGGACGUCUACGCGAUGACGGGAUCCAGACCUCGCCGGCGGCCCAAGAAGAGGCCUAGGAUCGUACAGAAACAGUUGGAUUCGCUCUUUCCCGGCUUGUGGCUCGCCGAGAUCACUGUUGACUCGUACAAGGUUCCUGAUGAUUAAACCAAGGACGGUGGCGCGGUUAGGCUCAACUUCGGUUAGCAAAUAGCAAACCGCCGCCUCGCCCAGUCCUCUCUUAAUUGUAAAAAUUGUGGAUUAAAUCUAGCCUAUAUUUUUUUUUUUUCAAAAAAAGUCUUUCCAUGGCUCAUAGAGAUAGCGACAGAUGUAUUUGAUUGGUUUAGCAUGUUCUUAUGUGUUCGUGUUGGCUUGAGCAAUAGCUAUCUGGUGGGGUCUUUUAUUUUCUAUUGUAUUGAGAUGAAACAGCUUUAUAUGGUUAUCAGUGGAAUUGAAUGGUUGUA